Molecule: messenger RNA, 2232 nt
Organism: Funneliformis geosporum
Lineage: Eukaryota; Fungi; Glomeromycota; Glomeromycetes; Glomerales; Glomeraceae
Source: the annotation of a GenBank genome assembly
AUGUCUUGCAAUUUUAUUGAGUCCGUUUUAAAGGCAAUAGAGACCUCUGGGCGUAAUCCUCAGUUAAAGUCACGGCUGAAUAAUGAAAAAGAUUUGAUUAAGAGUGGUAAACUUUCGAAUAGCUUCGCUGGCUGUUUUACAGAGAUACUGUUUGAUGGAAAAGAAUCUAGUAAAGCAGUAGAAAUUAGAUAUGAUGAUUGUUAUAGGAAUAUUAAAGACGUGGACUGCAAAAUCGAUGUUCUUGAAAUCACGAAUAUCUGGGUUACCGACGGCUUUGGAUACGAUCCCUCACGUGAAAACAUUUUUGAAAGUUUUUCUCGUUCAUUAUCUGAAAAACAACGAACCUGUGUCGCGUUGAUUGAUUCAACAACCGUUUUAAAUUUAGAGGAUCUGGUGAUUCACACGAUUAGAUAUUUUAGAUACAAAGAUGGAUCUUCUUUCAGUGGUUAUAAUUGUUUCUUUGAAGAAAAUAAUAAGACAACUUAUAGUAGUGAUGAUGACGAGGAAACGAUCAAGGAUGAUGAGGAAUUAAUAGAAGAUUUUAUCGAUAAAGGACAAUCUAAUUAUGACGAUGAAAGCGAUGACGAUAUGAAUUUAGAAGAGGAAAGUAGUGAAAUUGAUGAAUUAACGUCUCUUUCAGUUAAAGAUGUAGUUGAUAUUGAAUCAUUGACAAAAUGGUAUGAGGAUAAUGCCAAAAUACACGGUCUUAGGUCUUUGCCAAAGUUGAUUAUUAUAAUUUAUAAUUUCGAUUUGUUAGAUCCUGUAAUAGCAGAAAAAUAUAUUCAGAUUCUCAAUGAACUCAAAAGCCAGAUUCCCAUUGUAUUAUUGUUAGGAAUUUCCUCAGGAUAUAGAGGCAUUGAUGCUAUCCACGAGGGAUAUUCAUAUUCGGUGGAACGCUUGCUCAGAUUCAAAGAAUUUCAUUUAUCGGAUAACGUUCAAAAUUUCGAUGAGCUUAUAACAAGGUUUUUCAUCAGUAAUCAUUUUGGCGUCAAAGUUGGUAUAAAACCGUACAAUUUCCUUAAUGAUAUGUAUGGGCGACUAAAAGUUUCUCUUAGGUAUUUUGAGUCCUCUAUUAAGCAUGUUAUAAAUUACUAUUUCUAUUCAAAUCCAUUAAGUAUACUCACAACGAUUGACCCGGAAAAGGUUUCAUCGAGAGUUGAUAUAUUGAAUAAAUAUCAUAUGGAAAUGAUACGUAUGCAACCUUCAUUUAGAAGUCAGCCAAAGGUUGCGCGUUCUUUACUUGAGGAUGAUAAUUCUGUCAAAUCCAUAUUACCAAUUAUUCUGCGUGAUAUGAAAAAUUAUCAUCAAAAUUUCGCUGUAGCAUUUGAAAUUUUUCAUAAUUUGCAGCAAUGCGUUUGUGAUAAUCCAAGAUUGAUCAAGGCAAAGUAUGAAUUAUAUUCUUAUUCAUUAACGCGUCCUGGAUUAGGGGAACAUGAGCAUGUUCGGUAUUUGCUGUAUGAAUUUAAAAAAUUGAAGUCUCCAGAUCUUAAACAAUUCCUCGAAAAAUUUCGAAAUAUUCUUGAGCAAAACCUUGAAAAUGCAGAAUGUGCGAAUUUAGAAAUUCCAAAAAUACGUGAAUUUUUUGAAAAAUUAGAGCAAAUUGAAGACUUAUUACAACCUUCAUUAAAAAUACCACCAAAGAAGAAAAAACGAGAGAAAAGAACCCCUGCCCUCAUGCCAAGAAAGUUAGACAGCAUACCAUCAUCAACAACUACUUCACAAGAAAUCACCGAUAAUUUCACGAAAUUGAUUUCUGAAAUUUUCGAAUAUUUACUAGUUUUUUUCAAGGAAAACCUAUGUCAUUACUCUACAAAGACUCUUUAUGAAAUUUUUUAUUGGGAAGAAUCUUAUUCUCUUGAAGGUUUAUUUCUUCCAAGAAUUCGUCAAUCAAUAGCUACAGCGCUCGGAAGACCAAAACAAUAUCUCAAUUGUAAAUGUUGUCCCGAUGAGUCUGAUGAUGAUGAUGAAGAAAUAGACCCCGCAGGAAAAAUUUCAUAUACUCAGGAUGAUAGAUGUAUAUUAUAUAAAUUACUUGUAGGAUUUGGUAAGUUUAUUCAUAUAAAUGAUUGGUUAGAAAGUUUUGAAAGUAUUAUAAAGAAAGAGAAUAGAAAUAUCACAGAUGACGAAACAAAGGCGAGAUUUUGCAGAGCUUUUGAAUCACUUAAAAUUGUUGGAGCAAUCGCUGACGCUAAAGGAAAGAGAGUUAACAAAUCAUUUGAAUUAAAUGUUUAG